Molecule: messenger RNA, 366 nt
Organism: Aspergillus wentii DTO 134E9
Lineage: Eukaryota; Fungi; Ascomycota; Eurotiomycetes; Eurotiales; Aspergillaceae
Exons: 2
Coding region: 87-308 (73 amino acids)
Source: RefSeq, a predicted model, not a curated record
CAAGGUCUUUCUGGUCAGCAUCUAUCUACGGCGAGUGCAAAUUGUGGUGAUCCUGAAUCUGUUUUCUUAUUUCUUUUCCAUCCAUUAUGAGUGGGCAGAUCGGAUGGUCGGUGUGGUUUAUCAGGCGUCCAUCAAAUAGACUUGGGCAUGUGUUUGUGUUUAUUGGACGGCUGUUGUCGAAUGCUUCAUUCUGUUUUGCAUGCUUUUUUCUUUUCGGCCUUCGAUGCACACACAGUGUGUUGUACUCGAGGUUGGUUUGCAUCGCAUCAACCGUUCAAAAUCUGCAUUUCAUUUUCGACUCCAUGUAAGUAGAUUUUGUAUGCUCUGCACGGACAUAUGCGCGUGAUUUGAGCCGGGAGGCUUCGU